This is a messenger RNA of Leptinotarsa decemlineata (Colorado potato beetle), 4044 nucleotides long. RefSeq names its product poly(rC)-binding protein mub (gene mub). The record is from RefSeq and is a predicted model, not a curated record. Lineage: Eukaryota; Metazoa; Arthropoda; Insecta; Coleoptera; Chrysomelidae. Gene Ontology annotation, molecular function: RNA binding.
AAUUUCGAUUUCUGAGUUUGGCAGCAGUGUCGCUUGAAGCUUGGUGCACGUGGAGUGGAUGUUAGAAGUGUCGUGAGAGUGGUGCUUCGAUAAAAAUAUUUAGUUUUGUAUAAUUUACACUGGGUUCAUAUUCGAACCCAAACCUUCCCCUCCGCCCUGAUCCCCGGCUUCUUUCAGAAUGGACCAAAACCUAAUGUUAAAUGAUGACUCGAAAGUCACAAUUACAAUUAGACUGAUAAUGCAAGGAAAGGAAGUUGGCAGCAUAAUAGGAAAAAAAGGAGAAAUUGUGAAGAGGUUCAGAGAAGAGAGCGGUGCCAAAAUAAACAUAUCCGAUGGUUCGUGUCCCGAAAGAAUCGUCACAGUCAUAGGAGUAACGAGUUCCAUUUUCAAGGCGUUCACGUUAAUUUGUAAAAAAUUCGAAGAGUUCCAGGAAAUAAACAGCGCCAACAGCGGCGUGCCCCGGCCGCCGAUCACGCUGCGACUCGUGGUUCCCGCAAGCCAGUGUGGUUCGCUGAUCGGCAAAGGCGGCUCCAAGAUCAAGGAGAUCAGAGAGGUGACAGGCGCCUCGAUACAGGUCGCUUCGGAGAUGCUGCCCAAUUCGACGGAGAGGGCUGUCACAAUCAGCGGUACCGGGGAGGCGAUCACGCAGUGUAUUUAUCACAUAUGUAACGUUAUGCUCGAGUCCCCUCCCAAAGGAGCAACCAUCCCCUACCGCCCCAAACCCCAAGUAGGUGGCCCCGUGAUCCUGGCCGGCGGACAGGCCUAUACCAUCCAAGGCAACUACGCCGUUCCUGCCCACUCAGACGUAAGUAGUUCAGUAAUGACCCCCCUUUUUGCCCCCCACCCCUUGUCCCUCGGUCAUCACCCGUUGGCCGCGAUGGCCGCUCCCGCCCCCGCAGCCGCCGCCCCGGCACAAUUCGUGUCGUUCGAGCCACUCAAGAACGGACACUUGCAGGCCGCCCUACCGCCCGCGCAUCUGUUGCCUUCAGAUGUAGCGAACUUAGGUAAAAAUCCUCUCGCUGGUCUGGCUGCUUUAGGUUUGGGAGGGCUUGCACCAACGGGGGCAGGUGGGUUGAAUCCAGCUGCACUAGCUGCAUUGGCAGGCUCUCAACUGAGAACAUCAACAAAUUCGAGGACCCAGCAAAACUCCAACCAACAGACUCACGAAAUGACUGUUCCCAAUGAGUUGAUCGGCUGUAUUAUCGGUAAAGGUGGUACGAAAAUCGCUGAAAUUCGGCAAAUAUCUGGAGCGAUGAUUCGCAUAUCCAACACCGAUGACCGCGAGAGCGGAUCCUCUGAUCGUACCAUCACCAUAUCUGGCAAUCCAGAUGCAGUGGCCUUGGCGCAGUAUCUGAUCAACAUGAGUGUUGAGCUGCAGAAAGCUAACCUUGAGGCCCAAAACUCCCCUAAUGCUGGCGGCUCCUCGGGCCAGUCCUCCACCACCACCUCAACCGCCGCCGCCUCUCCCUUGGCUAGCGCCAUCCCUAUUGCCCAACUACUGGCAAAGCCAGGCGCCCUCAACGCUCUGACCAGCCUCAGUGCGCUGGGGGGCCUCACCGAACUACUCGGUGGCCAAGGCCCUCCCUCAAUCCAGACCACCGGAGUCCACCGUCCCCACAAGAGUUACACACCCCGCCUCCGCUCGCCCGGGGGCAGCGGGGUCACUUCCGAGGGUUCCAAAGCGAAGAGCGAAAGGAACAAGUUCAACCCCUACUAGGCGCGCGAGGGGUAGCUUGAUGGUUUGUUCACUUGGAGGUAUAGAAUUAGGUUAGGUUAGGGCGCAUUCAUUGACUUUAUACUGGCAACGACUGCUUGGCUGUAAGUAUUCAAAAAUAGGAAAUGUUAGGGAGGCGUAAGGAUUUCUCGAGACAUUUCCUCGCUUGAUAAUAUGAGAUAGUGUUAUAUUCUGAUCGAAGUCUCCCAUUGUUGUUUCGUAGAAUUCAAAUUCAGUAUAGAUCAAGGGAUGUCUCGAAAACUUCAUUGAACAUUGAUAUAACUUUUGGUUAGGAUUCAGAAUGUAUGAAGUCAAUGAUUUUUAUGUAAUCCGAUUUUGAAAUAAAUGUUUCUUUUAUCUUUAUACAAUAUACAUGCACUUUUUAUUUUUAUCACUGAAGCUGCAGUGCUAGAAUAUAUGUUAUUUUCGUAUAGAAACACAUCUACUCUUUCGAUCAAUGAACAUCCAAUGAACUGAUUCUCGUUAUUCAAUACAGAUAUUGGUUUAUUUCCAUCUAAAAUAUCGACUUUGAGGGUAAAAUAAAAACAAAGUUAUACUUUGGUUUUUUUCUGGCUGUAGUCUGCAGGAUUUUAUGCCUGACGUUUCGUCUACCACUACGGUAGACAAUAUCAAAGGCGAUGUAACGAUCGCAGUGCCCUAGUUGUUUCCGUCGUUCCAGCCGCAUUACCUACUACUACCUGACCUUGCAUGUUUACAAUCAAGGGGACAGGUAGCUAGAUUUCAUUGAUGUUCAUUGCUUCUUCUUUUCUAUUGAAAUUAUCCCUGUUUUAUUGAAUUUCUAUUGCUUCUCUAUAUAAACAAUAAUACGCUAUAUACUUGUACACUAUAUAAUCCGAAAGUAUAUAGAUAGGCAAUAGAGGUUCAAGAAGAGGCAAUGAACAUCAAUAAAAUCUGGCUACCUGUACUUAUAGGUACACAAACAAGGUCAGGUAAUCCAAUUUGAAGAAACGAAGCCACGAAUAUAAAAUCAGAGUCAAAUACGAUCAUCGUAGUUGAUGGGGUCAAAACAUGAACUGAUCAUGUCGGCCGCAGUAAUAGAGGAAACGUCAUGCAUAAAAACACGCAGACAUUCCAAGAUUAUACUUUAUCCCCAACAGUUGGAAGAAAAUGUUGAUUUAUAAAUGUUUAUUGAUCAGAUGUUCUUGUGUUGUUUGCCAUACUGGCUCAAUGAAUUUUUUUUCUUUAAUUUUUUGCCAAAGCGAUCCUUAUAUUUUCGAAUCUUCAUACUCUGUAUAGUUGGUUGAAACUUUUAUUUAUCUAAAACUCAUUAUUUUUUUUAAUUUUACGUUGUUGAAAGAUGUUUUUCGAAUAAAUAGAUAUAAGGUUAAACAGGGUAUAAAUAUUGCUUUUUUGAAUAUAGAAUAUUUUUUUCAAUUCAACUCCUGCAUAAUGGGUUACUUUUUUCCCUUAUUGGGAACAUCCAUUUGGGACCGUCAAUAUAUCUAUGAAUUUAAUUUUUUACAAAAAAACGAUACUGAUUUUCAAUAGAUUUUUUUCUAUUCGUGAAUGAUGAUGGGAGUCGUGAUGAUGAGAAAAAUAACUUCAGUUUAAAAGAGGUGUCUGAAUUUAGCCAAUUAUACAGUUUAAUGUAAGGAAAAGUAUAGUUUUGUUUAUAUUACAUUACACCUAUUAUUUGAUGAUUACUGUUGUGUUAUCAAAAAGAUAUCGAUAAUGGUGACACAAUAAUAAUGAUUAGGCUAGUUUUUUACAUCAGAUUUGAGGUAAGAAGCAGUAGUUGGCUUAUUGUUGACACAUCAAUGUUGAGCUUUGCGAUAUUUUUAUUGCACACAUCAAUGUUUCAGCUUUCCACUUCGAAGUGGACAGCUGAAUCCAAGUUCAUGUUCUCAUAUGAUUUUUUUUUAAAUCAACAACAACCAUACUAAAUUUAUAAUUGAUUCAGCUACGUUCUGGAUUUGUAGAAACUAGGUGGUAAUCUCCACUGUCAUUUUUUUCGCAGUCGAAUAUGAAAUUUUUUUGUUUUAAAUUAAAAAAAAAACAACAAAAUUUGGAGCCUUCCACUUCCAUCUAUUGAUAUGUGCAGUGAUACUAUCGUAACCUCAUUUUUUUCUAGAAAGCUAACUUGUGUUAAGAUUCAUUCAUAUAUCAUGUUUAUCCUGUUGAUAUACGAAAUGUUUCUAAGAGUCCCAUCAUUAAAAUUCGUGGCAAAAAACCAUUGUUUUCACCUUUCUCUUCAUAUACAAUUAUUUACCUUUGCUGACUCCAAGAGACAUUUUGUAUUGUGGGGUAUGACUUUUAUAUUAGUGUUCUACUUGAAAUAAUGUAUAACUCAAUACAAUUUAUAUAUGUAA